UGAAGUCCUUUUCGCGGAAAUGCUUCACCUGAAGUUUUCCAUCGGACGGUGAAAGUUUGGAGCUGGAGAGGAAAGGACGCAGCAGGGGAGACGCUUCAAAUGGAGAGAGGGUGAACCAGCCCAUCUGGAUCAGUAAAGUUUCACAAGGACAUAGCUCCAGUGUGAGGUGGUAUGUCGAACCGUGACUCCCUGGGUUUUGGGGACCUGCUUCCCCAGGAUGUGGUUCAGAUAUUUGCCCAGGAGAAGCACGGCAAAAGGGGACGCAAGAAGCGCAGUCGCUCCCUUGGUCGGGCUCUGGGCUGGCUGAAGGGCAAGAAGAGGAAGGACCUUGGCGCUAAUGGGCAAAAUCUGGGUCUAGGCCCCGCACUUGACUUGGCCUUGGAUGUGCACCCUGCUGGGCAUCAGGGUGGAAACAAGGGAGGGCAGAAGUCAGGAAGGCAGGUGCAUCCACACGGAAACAGUCAUGCUGUCCCAAAGCGAGAUAAUGAUAACAUGACCUCAGCACCCCUGCUGCUCCAGGAGAAUGUGUUCAAUGAGGCCAGCAGCAGACCCAAGUACUUGGAGGACCUGCACACCGAGGCCCUGGAGGGAUUGAAAAUGAUGCAGCAGGAAGAAACCAACAAUGGAGUCGAGUACCAGGAUAAUGAAAGCACAAUUUCGAUGAUGACGGCCCAAACAGAUGGGGAAGGCGGAGGGUUUAUGACAGACAGCACCAUUCCUGACACAUCCUCUGUCGUCUCUGUACAAUCAUCAGUGUCCACUAGAUCAUCCCGCUCUGGACUCACCAGGCAAGGAUCAACAUUCAGGCCCUUGAACUCUGGGAAAAAGUCAGAAAAGGCAAAGAGGAGAAGACACAGGAAGACUGUUGUGGGUAUCCCACAGCAUGUUCAGAGAGAGCUGGGGUUGGACAGAGUGGGCUGGACAUUGACUCAGAAGUUAGAUGAGGAACAGCUUUAUAAUGGUGAAAGUGACGUCAGCCCCACCACUGAUGGGCCACAUCAGGCAGCAGAGGCACAAAAGGGAGCCGCUGCUGGCCAUUAUAAGAGCAUCGUUCAGCCCCUCAACAAAGACCAAGUUGAGCAGCUCAAUGCCACCCAUGCUGGUCAUAGGGAUGACUUGGCCCUGUUGCACUGCCUGGGUCCUGACUUGUCAGGUGGACAGAGGCCCCGGUCCUUAGCCGUUCCCUGGAUGACAACUGCCAACAGCCUCCAGCAGGAGCCGCCCAGCCCUGUCAUGUCCAUGUCACCUCAGGCUGCUUACAUGUCCAAAAUCAUUCCCAAUGCUGUGUUGCCUCCGUCCAUCGAAGUGGUUGAAAUCAGCCGUGGACGGAGUCGCAGCAGCCUGCGCACUGUCAGCAAAAGCAGCCUGCUGCUCUCCAGCCCAGCCCCAUCUCGUGCUUCCUCUAGAGCCUCUUCAUCCAGAACCACUUCCUCCAGAGCCUCCAACUUCACCUCCGCUUCCCGCCAGAACCCCCCCAAUCUGUCCGAUAGCUCCUGUUGGAGCAACUCUGAGUCCUCAGAGACCUUAGUGUCUGACUCCUCUACCAUUUCCAGCAGCAGCACCCCCAGGCAGAAGAGGUCACAGGAUGGAGAUGUUUCUGCUAAAGAGGACAGAGUCAGUGUCCACUCCUCUGUUAGCAAGGCUUCCAAAUGCACCUCCAAUGGCAAGGUCAUUGGGAAGGUAGAUGCGGUUAAGAAAGAGGGGCAGUUUGUGCGUAGCCUCUCUGUCAUGAAGCCCAAGAAGGCUCCUCCUCCUCCAAGCCGCUCCUAUUCCCUCCACAAUAAGAUGAAACGACGAUCACGUGAUUUGGAGUUUAGGGUCAUUUCAGGGGAAUCUUCUCUCCACAGAAUGCCAGCCACAAGUGAGGAAAAUGAAAAAAACAAAUCAGGAUCUUCUCUUAUGGCCUCCAAAAUCAUGGAUAGCCCUGGCUACAAUGCUGACACCAGUUCUCUGGAGGACUCUACGGGCUCUGUGUCAUUCAGUCCGAUUAAAUCUCAGGCACUAAAAGCAGGGGAUGCUGCAAAGGUUGAGGAAAAGGGUUUCAGAAAUGCCUCAGAAGAAAAGCAGGAACAACUUCAGGAGAAUAAGCUAAGCAAAAUAAUCUCUCCAUCCAGUGGCUACUCCAGUCAAGAUGCCACAUCCCCACAGCUUUCUAAACAGUCUCACAGCUCAUCUCCCAGACAUAAGAGAGGCAUCUUAGCAAAGCUUCAAAGGUUAUUUCCUGGGCCCACUUCUGCUGGUUCAGCUCAAUCUCCUCUCAUACAGCCAGAGGCUCCUCAAAACACUAAAUCUACUGAGGAUCCUAAACCUGACUCAGCUGACACUGUGAGCGUCAGCGCCUCUGUAAGGACCUUGAGAGAACUCUUCAAUAUCCCUCCGCCACCUAAAGUCCACGCACCUCCACCCCCUCCUCCAGAGGUCUGGGCUCACAACAAGCGUACUUUUGAGUUGCUGCUGGGACCCCCGGCACCUGACAAUGUUUAUGCCAUUAUAAAGAAGAACCCAAAGGACAGGAGACAACAGAGGCAGUCCCUUUCUGCAUCUACAGAGGGCUCUGUGAAGAGCAUGGUGGUAGAAAGAAAGCACAAUAAUUCAGCUAUUACAGUGGAGUCCAUGAAUGGAUCCCUAUGUGUGCUGGAGAGAAAGAAAGGUCAAGAAAGUGUGAUUUUGAAUGCAGAGGUUCAUAAAGAGAAUAAUGAAAGACUGGUGCAAAAUGUAGAUUUGAAAGGAAAUAGCAAAGUGACAGAAAAAGAUGAGAAAGUAAAAGUAAGUGACAUACUAAAUGGGAUGUUAGUGAAGGCUGUGGAGAAACGUGAAGAAAGGCUGGCAGCGAUGAGAGAAGAAGACGCCAAGAAGACAUCAACACAAGCCACAGAUGUAAAUCAGUGGCUCACAUCAGUACAACCUGUUGUAUCCCCCGAGUCAUCCUGGCCCCCACCACCUCCACCGAUGGCACAAGUGCGUGUUGGUGGGUCUGAUGAGAUAGAUUUUCCCCUACCACCUCCCCCAUUGUUUGGUGAGGGAGGGUUAGUCAUGCCUGUUCAGGCGCCACCAGCGAAGUCCAUUCCUGGUGGUGACUCCUCUUGGACAUCUACAUCUGUUGUAUCAGUGGUGACAACUGAAUCCAUUACGGUGACCACAGAGGCUGAACCACAGAAAUCCAGUUCAUCCCAGGGUAUUGUGCCCUCACCACUGAGUAUCCCUCCUCCCCCGCCCUACACAGCCCCCCCUCCACCAAAAGCAGCUUCCCCUCCUACGAUUAAAAAGGUCUCUCUGCCACCAAAAGACGUCUUUCCACCACCACCCAAAGAGUUCUCAUCUCCAUCACCUCAAGAGGUUCCUCCUUUGAGGCCCAAAGAGUCCUCUACUCCUGUGGUUCAAGAAGUCCCCCCUACACUUGAUAAAGAUGUCUCCCUCCCUCAGGUUAUCAAGGCCUCCCCUCUGCCUCUUAAAGAGAACCCCUCUCCGUCUACUGAAGAGGUUACGCUUUCGUUUUCUCAGGAAGAUGCCUCUCAGCCUUCUGUAGAAGCAACACUUGUUAGCAAGCUCAGUCCACCACAAAGUAUUCCACCUCCACCACCCCUAUCACAAUCCCAGUUGUCAGAGCAGGAUAUUGAACUUCCACAAGAGAACAUCCCAUGCGAAUCUGAAACUAAUCCAGUUUCAUCAAACAACAUUCUUACUCCCCCUCAGAGUAUUCCGCCUCCACCUCCCACAGAGCCUCUGCUCCCACCUGAGGUUGUACCCGCAAACACUGAUGGUGCAGGAGCUCAUGAGGCCCCAACUUUGCCACCAUCUGACAUCUCAGUCCCACUAGCUCCUGAAAGCUCUCCUUCACCAGAAAAGGCUCAGGAACCUGCUCCUGCUCCUUCUGCACCUGUAAACAUCCCUUUACUUCCACCUUUACCAGUGCAGGGUCUUACCAGCAUUAAGCACCAGCCUAGUUCUGCAAGCACAGAAAACCAAAGCCAAGAACCGACCCCUGCUUCUGUUGUACAAGAGGAACCCACUCCCAUUGUCACCCCCUCCCUCCUGCAGAUGGUCAAGCUGCGGUCUGUCAACAGCAGUCCUGAGCCCCCUACAACUCAAGAGCCACCACAGGCUGAGGUGACGAUGAGGAAACAGCAGUCCAGCGAUCAAGUCCCAACCUCAUCUGCGAGUGGCGAAGCUCCUCAAAAGCCCAUCAGAAAGUCACUGAUAAUGACCUCUCCCACAUCCACUUCUUCACCUGUCACAGUUAUUUCACAACCAGCUCUGCCCAAGUCCCAGUCUCUUAUGGCUCCAUCUACAUCUUCAUCCACAAUCCCCUCCCCUUCAAAAAAGUCUCCUCCUGCCAUGACUGCCUCUCCUUCCAUGAACCUGCAGGAGGCCAUCCGCCUGAGGACAGCAGCCAGAUCAAAAGAGAGCCCUGCAUCUCGCCUCAGCCUGCACUCACCUACAUCACCAACAGACCUCCAUAAGUCCCCCUCUAGCACAGCAAGCUUUAUCUUCUCCAAGAGCAACAGGAAGGUGGUGAUUGAGACUGCACCGGAGGCCAAGGCGAGUGUGCAGAAUAACCUGGAGAUUUCCUCUGUAACAAAGGUGGUGAGUGAAGCAGAUUCAGUGAAGAAGGGAGGCAAGGUGCCACCACCUGUAGCAAAGAAACCCAAAUCAAAGUCCAAAGAGAAUGAGACCAGUGUAGGGACGGAGCAAACUGCUGGACAGGAAGCAUGGCAAGAGAGUAUCCACGAUGCUACAGAGAAAACAAAUGGGACAGCUGGUACUGUUGAAGCAGGAGAGACACCUUCAACAUGAUUGUGAAGACUGAAGGAGACUGGGAAGAAAAUACCAAUAACACUGAAUUCACUGCAAGUCGGUCUUUGUGUGUGAAAGACGAGAAACUGAAACAGAUGAGUUGCUUAUUUCAAAAAAUGCAUUUUGAAACAUUCAGGAUUUUGUAGAAAAUCCUUUGAAUGUGAUGUUAAUGGUGUGGGUCUUAAAGUACGCAUUUUGCAUUUGACUAAAUAGUUUUUCUUUUGCCAGAGGUUUUACUGUUGCAGGAGAUGGGUUUGCAUCGCCCUCUAGUGUCAAACAAUGAUUGUACCACUUUUGUCCUGCUGAAUCAGAGCUUGUAGUCAGUACUCUUAACAAUGGGACUUUUGGGUGCUCAUCUGUAAAUAUAGCAACAUUUUGUACAUUUAACAUAUCCAGUAAUGAUGGAUCUGUGCUAUAGAGUUCUGUUCUAUAUUUCUGUAUUUCCACACCAAUUAUAUUUGUUAAAAAAUAUUAAUUAUCUUAAGUUAUUUUUCCUGAUAUAUUCUGUUCAUGUUCAGAGGAGGGUCUCUGCAGACAGUGUCUUCUUUGCAAUGUUGUGUUACAGCCAAAUAUAAUGAUAUGAAUCGAGUUCGUUUAUAUAAGUCUUAAUCAUAUCCAAAUUUAUGUUUUUCACAAAAAAAUCCCACAUCAUUUUUUAUGAUUCAAAGCUAUCUAAGUGCAUGACCGCUGAUAUCACAAAAACAAGGACCAGAUGUGGCAAGUAAUACUGGAAUCAUUAUUUUGGAGCACAUUUUCUGCUGCUUUUAGUUACUGAUAAUGAAGGCUUUGCCUUUCUUACAGGUAUUAUGUCUCAAACAGUGGAUAUUUCUGUUUUGAAUUAUGAAUAUAUUUCAAGUUGCUUUCAGACAUCAUAAUGUUUUAAAUGAUCAUUUAUAAUGGAAAAAAUAAAGAUUUAUGGACAAAUGAAA
This is a messenger RNA of Toxotes jaculatrix (banded archerfish), 5723 nucleotides long. RefSeq lists its product as uncharacterized. Gene Ontology annotation, biological process: cell differentiation. The coding region runs from base 172 to 4794 and encodes 1540 amino acids. The transcript has 8 exons. The record is from RefSeq and is a predicted model, not a curated record. Lineage: Eukaryota; Metazoa; Chordata; Actinopteri; Toxotidae.